This is a messenger RNA of Aplysia californica (California sea hare), 1390 nucleotides long. RefSeq lists its product as uncharacterized. The record is from RefSeq and is a predicted model, not a curated record. NCBI's taxonomy places the organism in Eukaryota, Metazoa, Mollusca, Gastropoda, Aplysiida, Aplysiidae.
UGUCUGGAGCUGAGUGAGAAGUAAUGUGAGGUAGGACUAAGGUUUGGACUGAACUCUGAGACUGAAGAACAUCAGCUUCUUUCUUGUUGGGAGAACUGGACUGAAACAGCGACCACAACUUCUUGCCAUGCUUCCUGGGGGUUUCAAGAAAGACUCGAGAGUCUGGCUCCACAAGAACACGCACACAUUCCAGAAGAGGGCUCCGGUGGCGGACGGUUUGAACCCCAACCCCCUCACAGGCAAGGAUGACGCCUACUACGACCCAGGCCAGGAGGAAUCCCUUCGAGAACCUUCCCCUCUCAUCACAGACGCAAGUGGCCGGGUGUUCAAGAAGGACAGCCGAACCUGGCUGCACAAGUCUUCUGUGCGAAAUCUGGCCGAGUCGGUGACUUCCGGUGCCAUCCGAAUAGCGUCUGCCGCGAAGGCAGCUCGACGUCUGCGGGGCAAUACGCAGCACCCCCUGGAACUCUGCACCGGCGACGUCGGGGUGCCUUUGAGGACUGGGCUCGUGCGCACGCGCAGUAGCACAGAAAUGGUACAAAAUCGGUCCAACAUGGCCAGGCAAAGGAACAAGAUGGCACUAACAGAAGAACAAGCUGACCUCGGCAGUAAGACAUGUGACGUAGUACAAAGGGGCAGACGACACAAGGGUGUUCCUUACCAUGGCAUCAAGAUUGUGACGAGAGAGGGAAGGGAGAUCCUGCCAUUCUCCACUGAUUACUGUAUCGUGCAGAAGAAAGCGCCAAGUCGCACUCACCAAAACAGCAGCGGGUCGGACACGGACAUGGACGAGUGUGACGACACCGAUGGCUACUGUGGCGACGAAACGACCAACGAAGACGAGAACGACUACAACGGAAGCGACAGAUCGCCCGAGAGGUGCACGCGCUCCGCCAGCGGUUCUCUGUCCUGUAGCCCGGACGUAGUCGUAGGCUUUGGCGUAGGCGCAUGCAGGGCGAUGUACACCAACAGCGCUGUGGAGGUGACCAGGGACGGGCUCAGGCAGCUCGAGAGGCUGAUGCAGCAGCAACUUCAGAGGAGACCACGUGAUGACAACCAACCAAUGGACACGCAGAGUGAAACUGACGUCACUCUGGAGAAACGAUUCACCAGUCCGGUCAACUCUUACGUCAGCCUGGAUGCCUGUGUGAGCUUGUCUGAUGAGUGUAGCAUCGAGAGCUGCAAGCCGAGACAGGGGGCGGGGUCACCGGAAGUACAGUCCACUCCCAAAGUUCCACUUCUUCGUGUCCUUCCGCCGGAAUCACAGCCCGCCUCUGACCUUUGACCCAGUGCUGCAGAGGAAAGACAGUGAACGAAAUUACAUUUGUGUACUAUAAUAUGCGAGCAUGUGUGUGUUGAGCGUGUUUUGUAUGUGAUACUCAGGGGGGGG